This is a messenger RNA of Pseudophryne corroboree (corroboree frog), 3428 nucleotides long. RefSeq names its product oocyte zinc finger protein XlCOF7.1-like. Gene Ontology annotation, biological process: regulation of transcription by RNA polymerase II. The coding region runs from base 376 to 2601 and encodes 741 amino acids. NCBI's taxonomy places the organism in Eukaryota, Metazoa, Chordata, Amphibia, Anura, Myobatrachidae. The transcript has 6 exons. The record is from RefSeq and is a predicted model, not a curated record. Gene Ontology annotation, cellular component: nucleus. Gene Ontology annotation, molecular function: RNA polymerase II cis-regulatory region sequence-specific DNA binding; DNA-binding transcription factor activity, RNA polymerase II-specific.
GUUCCCUGGCCCGUGUAGUGACGUCAGGAGCGGCGGCCAUUUUCCCCUGGUCUGAGCUCCGCCUUCCUUCUAUCAUUCCCACAAGGCAGCAGGAGCAGAGAGCAGCCAUUGCUGUGUCUGGCAGCAGCAGGAUUACACCAUAGUGAAGAAGACAUUCGGUGAGCAUGAGAACCCCAGCAACCAUCCUCGUGUUGCAGGUGGACUAAGCAGGACCUAGAGCCCCAUCACGGUGCCUCCACCUCACUUACUGACUCACUGAUACAUAAGAGACACAAUGACCAGAAGAUCCUGGAACUCACCAACAAGAUCAUUCAGCUGCUGACUGUAGAGGAGGGGGAGUAUAUAGAGGAACACAGGGGUCUGUACAAGGACGUGAUGAUGGAGAAUCACCAGCCCCUAACAUCACUUGAUGGGCCCAGUAACAGAGAUACCCCAGAGAGAUGUCCCCGUCCUCUGUAUUCCCAGGAUUGUACAGAGGAGAAUCACAGGAUCCCACAGGAGGAUCAGUACAUGACUGAUAUGAAGGCAGAAGAUAUAGAGGGAGAAGAAGAGACGUAUGUGACUGAUAUGAAGACAGAAGAAAUAGAGGGAGAAGAAGAGACGUAUGUGACUGAUAUAAAGGCAGAAGAUAUAAAGGGAGAAGAAGAGACGUAUGUGACUGAUAUGAAGGCAGAAGAUACAGAGGGAGAAGAAGAGACGUAUGUGACUGAUAUAAAGGCAGAAGAUACAGAGGGAGAAGAAGAGACGUAUGUGACUGAUAUAAAGGCAGAAGAUAUAGAGGGAGAAGAAGAGACGUAUGUGACUGAUAUGAAGGCAGAAGAUACAGAGGGAGAAGAAGAGACGUAUGUGACUGAUAUAAAGGCAGAAGAUAUAGAGGGAGAAGAAGAGACGUAUGUGAGGGGUGAUCAGCAGUGUAAGGAGGAGGAGAUCCCUACAGAUAUCAGCACAGCAGGUGGACACACAAGCAUGAAUAUCUCAGCAGGACAUCUAAUGUUAUCCCCAGAUUGUGACAUAAAAGAUAAUGACAGUAGACAGGAUUCCCCAGGAGAUAACCCCAUUACCCCAAUUAUACAUCCAGCUCUAUCAGCUGGUCCCUCUGAUCCUGGGAAAUGUUCUCCUGAUCACUCUGAUAUUGGAGCAUCUGUUACAGCUCUGAGAGUAGAUACAGUGUUUCCAUGUUCUAUUGAUGCCAAAUGUAUUACACAGAACACAAAGCCUAUUACCCAUCAGACAGGUAAGGCAGGUGAGAGGCCAUUUCCAUGUUCUGAGUGUGGAAAAUGUUUUACAUACAAAUCAGCUCUUGUUACACAUCAGGGAAGACACACAGGUGAGAGGCCAUUUUCUUGCUCUGCGUGUGGGAAAUGUUUUACCCGGAACGCACAACUUGUUACACAUCAGCGAAGUCACACAGGUGAGAAUCCAUUUCCAUGUUCUGAGUGCGGGAACUAUUUUACAUACAAAUCACUUCUAAUAUAUAAGAGAUUGCAUACAUGUGAGAAACCAUAUUCCUGUUCUGAGUGUGGGAAAUGUUUUACAUACAAAUCAACUCUUGAUGCACAUAAGAGUAGUCACACAGGUACAUCACCAUUUCCAUGUUCUGAGUGUGGGAAACAUUUUGCACAUAAAUCACAACUUGCUAGACAUCAGAGAAGUCACACAGGUGAGAGGCCAUUUCCAUGUUCUGAGUGUGGGAAAUGUUUUAUCUGGAAAUCACAACUUGUUAGACAUCAGCUAAGUCACACAGGUGAGAAGCCAUUUCCAUGUUCUGAGUGUGGGAAAUGUUUUGCCCGGAAAUCACAACUUGUUAGACAUCAGCUAAGUCACACAGGUGAGAAGCCAUUUCCAUGUUCUGAGUGUGGGAAAUGUUUUGCAGACAAAAUAGAGCUUGUUAGACAUCAGAGAAGUCACACAGGUGAGAAGCCAUUUUCUUGCUCUGAGUGUGAGAAAUGUUUUUCACGGAAAUCACAACUUGUUAGACAUCAGCUAAGUCACACAGGUGAGAGGCCAUUUCCAUGUUCUGAAUGUGGGAAAUGUUUUGACCGGAAAUCAGAUCUUGUUAAACAUCAGAGAAGUCACACAGGUGAGAAGCCAUUUUCUUGCUCUGAGUGUGGGAAAUGUUUUACACAGAAAUCAUAUCUUGUUAUACAUCACAGAAGUCACACAGGUGAGAAGCCAUUUCCAUGUCCUGAGUGUGGGAAAUGUUUUGCAGACAAACCAGAUCUUGUUAGACAUCAGAGAAGUCACACAGGUGAGAAGCCAUUUUCUUGCUCUGAGUGUGGGAAAUGUUUUGCCCGGAAAUCACAACUUGUUAGACAUCAGCUAAGUCACACAGGUGAGAAGCCAUUUCCAUGUUCUGAGUGUGGGAAAUGUUUUGCCCGGAAAUCAGAUCUUGUUAAACAUCAGAGAAGUCACACAGGUGAGAAGCCAUAUUCUUGCUCUGAGUGUGGGAAAUGGUUUACACAGAAAUCAUAUCUUGUUAUACAUCACAGAAGUCACACAGGUGAGAAGCCAUUUCCAUGUUCUGAGUGUGGGAAAUGUUUUACACGGAAAUCAUAUCUUGUUACACACCAGAGAAGUCACACAGGUGAGAAGCCAUUUUAAUCUUCUGGAGUAUACUUAUCAUUGCCAUGCGUUCUUCAAGGUUCUUAUUCUAUGUCCUGUGCUUUUUGCAAUAUACAUGCUACCACUGGGUGAAAUAAUCAGAUGUCAUGCCCUCAUCUACCACUGCUAUGCAGAUGAUCUGUCUUUUGCUCUGGGUACUGAGAACCCAGUACCAAUGCUAAAUGUCUCACUGAGCUCCAGGUGUGGGUGAUGCCAGUUGGCUGUGAACAAUCCUGGUGAAACAGGUCCUUAUGCUAGUUUGCCAACAAAGGACAGGGCUACAGCUCAGCUUUGUUACCAACCAGACUUACACUUGGGGGUUCAGGUUUACAAAAUGCUGGUCAUGUGCAGAAUCUUAGUGUCCUGGAUGGUGGAGGUAUCUGCCACAAUCAGAUCCUCAUCUGGGGAACAUAGCCAGACUCCAGCACUUUAUGCCCUCAGGAUAUCUACCUACAGUCAUACAUGCACUUGUACCAUCACACAUAGACUACUGCAAUGUCCUCUACCUGGGUCUCCCAGCAAUAGAAUUGCACCGCUUGUAGCUUGUACAGAAUUCAGCAGCCAGGCUGUUACCUAACCAGCCCGUUCCUGCCACAUAACACCCAUUCUCUACCUCCUCCGGCUGCCUGUAAGAUGGUGACUCUGGGCCUAAUUCAGGUUGGACUACAGUGUGUGAUCCAAAUGGAAUUAUUGAGAAAAAGUUGCGGACGCAUGUGCAGCGCCCGUCCUGCGUAUGCACCUUCAUUCUCUACGGGGGGCUGUAGGAAAUGUGAUUGCUUCUUGUUAAUCAGGCAGAGGCGGUCACGGGGUGGGGGGUAAAGCUCCGU